Nerophis lumbriciformis (worm pipefish) is the source of this 3704-nucleotide messenger RNA. It is a transcript of the gene pdpr, whose product is annotated as pyruvate dehydrogenase phosphatase regulatory subunit. Gene Ontology annotation, molecular function: protein binding. Lineage: Eukaryota; Metazoa; Chordata; Actinopteri; Syngnathiformes; Syngnathidae. Gene Ontology annotation, cellular component: mitochondrion. The record is from RefSeq and is a predicted model, not a curated record.
CUUAGCUUUCAUGGUAGAGACGGACGGCUGCUUGUAGCCAAACAAGAGUUUCCUCCGUCACAAGGACCGACCACUGACUAUUCAUGACUGUCACGGGAAUCUGAACGCGACUCGACUUAAACAACGAGAGCACAGCCAUGCGGAGCUCCAGGGCUCUGUCCCCUACUAUCCUGCUGCCCAGGCUGCUGCACCCUCACACUGGCUACACCUGGGCAGGGAGGGGCCUCUGGACCUCCUCCGCCUGCAUGGCCACCAGCGGCGACUCUCCCCAGCCGCUGCCACUGCCCGCUCAGGCCCGGGUGGUGAUCUGUGGCGGAGGGGUGGUGGGCACCUCGGUGGCGUAUCACCUGGCCAAGCUGGGCUGGACCGACAUCGUCCUCCUGGAACAGGGACGACUGGGCGCCGGGACAACCAAACUAUGCGCUGGCAUCAUCAGCGUGGCCAAGCCGAUCUCCAUCGAGUGCCAGAUGGCAAAUUACUCCAUCGCUCUGUACCAGCAGUUGGAGGAGCAGACGGGCGUCAAAACAGGCUACGUGAGGACGGGCUCUUUGUGCUUGGCUCAAAAUCAGGAUCGCUUCAUCUCGCUGAAGCGCCUCGCGUCAAGACUCAAAGUGAUGGGGAUCAGCUGUAAUGUUGUCAAGCCUAAAGACGUGGCCAAGCUCCACCCGAAAGUCAACAUCCACGACCUGGUGGGGGCGCUCCAUCUGCCCGGGGACGCCGUGGUGUCGCCGCCGGACGUCAACCACGCGCUGGCCGUGGCAGCAGCCGGACAAGGCGUGCAGAUCUUGGAGCGAACCAGCGUUCAGCAGGUCCUGGUGGAGAAAGGUCACGUGACGGCUGUGGAGACGGAUCGCGGCUCCAUUGAGUGUGAAUAUUUUGUCAACUGUGCCGGACAGUGGGCGUACGAACUGGGCCAGGCAAGCGAGACCAAAGUGUCGGUUCCCCUGCACGGCUGCGAACACUUCUACCUCCUCACCAAACCUCUCCAAGAGGCGGUCCCGGCCGACACGCCAGUGGUGAUCGACAUGGACGGCAGGAUCUACGCUCGGCCGUGGCAGGGAGGCCUGCUGUCGGGGGGCUUUGAGAAGAACCCCAAGCCCAUCUUCACGGAGGGCCGCAACCAGCUGGAGAUCCAGAACAUGCAGGAGGACUGGGACCACUUUGAGCCAAUGCUCAGCGCGCUGCUGAGGAGAAUGCCGAGCCUCGAGUCCGCCGAGAUCCUGCAGCUGGUCAACUGUCCCGAGUCCUUCACACCGGACAUGCGCUGUCUGAUGGGGGAGACGCCGGGGGUGUCCGGCUACUACGUGCUGGCCGGGAUGAACUCUUCCGGACUGACUUUUGCUGGCGGAGCUGGCAAGUACCUGGCCGAGUGGAUGACCUACGGUUACCCCACCGCCAACGUCUGGCCGCUGGACAUCAAGCGCUUCGGCAACCUGCAGAGCAGCCGCACGUUCCUGCGCCACCGAGUCAUGGAAGUCAUGCCCCUGUUGUACGAACUGAAGGUCCCUCGCUGGGACUUCCAGACGGGGCGCCAGCUGAGGACCAGUCCGCUGUACGACCGCCUGGACACGCAGGGGGCCCGCUGGAUGGAGAAACACGGCUUUGAAAGGCCCAAAUAUUUUGUUCCUCCAGGGAAAGAUCUUCUGUCCCUGGACCAGAGCAAAACCUUCUACAAGCCCGACUGGUUCGACAUCGUCGGCGCCGAGGUGAAGUGCUGCAAGGAGGCGGUCUGCGUCAUCGACAUGUCGUCCUUCACCAAGUUCGAACUGACCUCCUCCGGCGGCGAGGCCCUGGAGCUGCUGCAGCACCUGUGCGCCAACGACCCGGACGUCCCGGUGGGCCACAUCGUCCACACGGGCAUGCUGAACGAGCGCGGCGGCUACGAGAACGACUGCAGCGUGGUGCGCAUCAGCAAGAACAGCUUCUUCAUCAUCUCCCCGACGGACCAGCAGGUGCACUGUUGGUACUGGAUCAAGAAGCACAUGCCCAGCGACCCACACCUCCACCUGGAGGACGUCAGCUGGAAGUACACCGCCCUGAAUCUGAUCGGACCUCGUGCCAUGGACGUCCUGGCAGAGCUCUCCUACGUCUCCAUGACGCCGGACCACUUUCCGUCCAUGUUCUGCAAGGAAAUGAGCGUGGGCUACGCCAACGGCAUCCGAGUGAUGAGCAUGACGCACACGGGCGAGCCGGGCUUCAUGCUCUACAUCCCCAUCGAGUACGCGCUGCACGUGUACAACGAGGUCAUGUCGGUGGGACAGAAGUACGGCAUCCGCACCGCCGGCUAUUACGCCCUGCGGAGCCUCCGCAUCGAGAAGUUCUUCGCCUUCUGGGGUCAAGACUUGGACGCCUUCACCACGCCGCUGGAGUGCGGACGCGAGUUCAGGGUCAAGUUCGAUAAGGACACGGACUUCCUGGGCCGCGCCGCUCUGCUGCAGCAGCGCCACGACGGCGUCUCGCGCCGCUUCGUCAUGCUGGUGCUGGAGGACCAUGACACGGAGCUGGACCUGUGGCCUUGGUGGGGCGAGCCCAUCUACCGCAACGGCCACCUGGCGGGCGCCACCACCAGCAGCGCCUACAGCUACACGCUGGAGCGCCACGUCUGCCUGGGCUUCGUGUCGCCGCCGCCGGGCCCUGACGGCCUCCCCACCGCCAUCACACCGGACUUCAUCAACCGUGGCGACUACGAGGUGGACAUCGCCGGCCAGCGCUACCCGGCCAAAGCCAAACUCUACCCCUACAGCUCGCAGUUCACGCAGCACAAGAGGCGCAAGGAGGACCUGGAGCUCAGCAACCUGCAGGGCAAGUGACGUCCGCCGCCGCCGCCACCGCCGUCCCUACGGAGCACUCCUGCUCCACCUUUUCCUUUCUUCCAAGUGCAAUACUCCACAAGGCACCAAACUUGGGUGUGGACUGAAAAGUGCCUUUUGAAGGCAGCGUACGCCAAGACAACGUCCGCGCUUUGACAUGAAGAAGCCGUGCAAAAAAAGUUUGCUUUUGCCGCGUCCGUCGCUUCUUUGUCGUCUGCGGCGUGACUUCUCAUUCGAAACCGCCGUCGCUGUUUGAUGCUUUUUAGGGAAACGCCUUCAAUAUUUCACGUCCGUCACGAGUGGAAAGAAACCGCGUCCGUCUGUCAUUGGCAAAGUACGAGAAUUAAAACCAAGCCGCAAAGAAAAACUCCCAAAAAUUUAUUUACGUCCCACUUAAUGCUACAGGGUAUUUUUUUCCUCAUAAAAUCGCUCCUUCCCCCGAGAAUGAAAACUUUUUUGGCUCAUAUUUGGAUUAGUAUUCUCUUAAAAAUCAAAGAAGAGUUGUUUUCAUUAAUUUCAUAAGUUAAGACUUUUUUCUGUAAUACUGCAAAUAUCAAGAAAUGUCUCAACGAGUCAUAACAUUGAGGAAAAAAACACAAAUACUCGUAAUACAGUAUAAUAAAGUCAUAAAAUGACAACUUUUCUCUCAUACGUGUAAUAUUUACAUUUAAUUUAAAUCAAUAAUGAAUAUCAUUCACUUCAAAAAAUGUUUAACAUUAGACAUUCAUAACAAUCCUUGCAACUCUGACUUAAAUCCUGGAAAGUUACUUGCUACAACUUGAAUUGAAAUUAAAAAUGUAAUAAAAAAUGAUCUUAUUUCUAAAUAUUAUUAAUAAUAAUAUAAUUCACAUUUUAAAAAAAUUUAACGUUUGACAUGUAUGGUAAUACAGUUCU